CGCCUCUUCGCUCCGCACAGGCGCAGUUCCCAACUGGAGGCGGAAAGCGCCCAGCAGAGGUCACGCUGCUGGGGGUCCCAGCGCUCCGCCGCCUCGCUGCUCAGAGGAGCCGCGUCUUCACCCGCUCGCCCUUCUCACGUAAACCGUUCUCAACUCUCCGCUUCCAGUGUAAGGGGUCCGCGCAUCUCUAACUCUGCACCUAACCUGGCUCCAGAGGCCACCAGACACGUUCAAAGCAUCCAAAGUAGAGAAGCAGAGCCUCUCGGGAGGGAAGUGGAACAGACCAGACUCUCCCAGGGGCGGGUCCGAGGGCCAGACCCGGCGUCCGCAGGGCGGCACCACCAGAGACACGGCCUCCACCCGCCGGAACGUCCGAGAUGCGCCCCUCGGCGGCCCCGCCCCCUGGCCCGGCAGUGCGCAUGCGCACGCGCAAUUACCUAGGGACGCGGAAGCGGAUCCUGCGGUCAGACUGGCGCCCUCGGAAUCAUCUUACCUGAAGAAUCUUAACAAGAAAUUCAGAGGAGGAGGAAAGAAGAAGGAAUGGAGCUUUCACAGGGACUGUUUACGUUCAAGGAUGUGGCCAUCGAAUUCUCUCAGGAGGAAUGGGAAUGCCUGUACCCUGCUCAGAGGGCCUUGUACAGGGACGUGAUGUGGGAGACCUACAGGAAUCUGCUCUCCCUGAGUGAGGAUAACUUCUCUCUGGAAGUCGGAAGCCAUUCUGCUGGAUUUGCAAUCAAGGAAUUAUCACCAAGAGAGGACAUUACUAAUGGAGAAUUAUGCCAUCUAGUGACAUUAGAAAGAAGUAAAAGUCAUGGCAUCAAGGAUUUUGACCUCAAGGAAGUCUGUGCAGAUGUGCAGGAGUGUGAGAGUGAGUGGCGAUAUGAUGCAAGAGAUUAUGAAGAAGUAGUUUUGACCCAUAACAAAAAUCUCACUCAUGGAGAAGAUCAAGAUAAUAAAUCCUUAAUUAAUUUUCCUCAGAGUGUUUCUGUAAGAAGUAAUGCAUGUGAAUAUUUCACGCACGACAAGCCAUUCAUAAGAAGUUUGUUAACAAUGAAAAAUAACGUGAGCGUUGCUGGAAACAGAGAUCUCAAGUGUUUGGAAAGUAGACCUGGAGUGAGGCUGCAGGCCCAGGCGGCUCAGCUGCAGAGAUUUCCAGCUGAGGAGAAAGUGUAUGCAUGCGGUCAAGUUGAGAAGCCAGUCAUCAGUGGUUCCUCAGUUUCACCCCUUCACAGAAUUGCUCCUAGUGUGGAAAACACUUUGUCACCUGCACAACACAGGAGAACACACUCUCGAGAAAAAUCUUACAGCUGUAAUGACUGUGGAAAGGCUUUUAGUAAAAGCUCAAACCUCAGGAAUCACAGGAGAAUUCAUUCUGGACAGAAACCUUACAGAUGUAGUGAGUGUGGCAAAGCCUUUAACCACCAGUCACACCUCACAACACAUCAGAGAGUGCAUACAGGAGAGAAACCUUACAAAUGUCAUGAGUGUGGCAAGGUCUUUAGUCGAAAUUCACACCUUGCAAAUCAUCAGAGAAUGCACACUGGGGAGAAACCUUACAAAUGUCAUGAGUGUGGCAAAGCCUUUACCCAGUUUUCACACCUUAGUAGACAUCAGAAAAUGCAUGCUGGAGAGAAACCACACAGAUGUUACGAGUGUGGCAAGCAUUUCACGCAGCGUUCAAACCUUAUAGCACACCAGAGGAUUCAUACAGGAGAAAAGCCUUUUAAAUGUAAUAAAUGUGAUAAGGCUUUCAUUGAACGGUCACAACUCUGGGGUCAUGAGAGAACUCACACUGGAGAGAAACUUUACAAAUGUGAUGAGUGUGGCAAAGCCCUUACAAGACAUUCAUAUCUUACUCAACAUAAAACAAUCCACACUGGAGAGAAACCUUACAAAUGUAAUGAGUGUGGCAAAGCUUAUACUCAAUUUGCAAGCCUCACCAGGCAUCUCAAAAUACAUACUGAAAACGAACGUAAGCCUCACACAUGUGGCAAUGCUAUUAUUCAAAACCCAAAAGUUUAGGGAUCAUCCGAUUUCAUAGUAGAAAGAAACUUUAAAAAUAAAACGAUUCAGACAAAAUUUAUGCACGUAUUCAAGCCUUACUCAACAUAUGGGAGUCUAUCAGGGAGAAAGAAGACAUACAGAUGGCCAGCAGGUGCAUGAAAAGAUGCUCAGAAUCACUAAUCAUCAGGGAAAUGCAAGUCAAAAGCUCAACGAGAUAACACCUCACACCUGUUUCCAAUGGCUGUCAUCAGAGAGACAAUAACAAGCGUUGGCAAUGGUGUGGAGGAAUGGGAACCCUGUGCACUGUUGCUGGGAUUGUAAAUUGGUGCAGCACUUAUGGAAAACAGUAUGGAAGCUCCUCAGAAAUUAAAAACAACAACAACAACAACAAAAACCUGUUAUAUGAGCCAGGUAUUGCCCUUCUGGCUCUUCGCUGGAAAAAAAGGAAAACACUAAUUUGAGAAGAUAUAGGCACUUGAAUAUUCAUUGUAGCAUUAUUUCCAGUAGCCAAGACAUGGAAGCAACCUAAGUGUCCAUCAAUAGAUGAAUACUUAGAGGAGAUACAGCGUGUCUGUGUGUGUGUGUGUACACGCACACACACACACACACACACACACACACAGGAAUAUUACUCAGCCAUAAAGAAAUCCAGCCAUUUGCAACAACGUGGAUGGAUCUAGAGGGUAUUAUGCUAAGUGAAAUAAGUUAGACGUAGAAAGACAAAUACUGCGUGAUUUACUUAUAUGUGGAAUCUAAGAAAAACAAAAGAGAAUGAAAACAGAUUCACAGAUAUGAAGGACAAAUGUGUGGUUGUUGCCAGAAGGAGGGGCGCUGCGGCGGUGGGUAAAAUAGGUGAAGGGGAUUAAGACGUACAAACCUCUGGGUAUUUAGAUAAGUCAUGGGGAUGUAAUAUCCAGCAUUAGGAACCUGUUCAAAAAUAUUGCAGUAACUGAGGACAGAUGGCUACACAUACCGUUGUUAUCAUUUCAUAAAGUAAAUGUUACCUCGUGUGUAGUACAGCCAAAACGAACAAUGUUAUAAUCAAUUAUAUUUCAAUAAAAAGAGACUCUACUGUAGAGAGAAACCGUAUAAAGCUAAUGUACAUGAUCUUUAAUAUUUACUCAAUUGAAUUUUUGUUAUAAACACUAAACCUGCAGACAUCAGUAGGAUAGUCAGGGACUGUUCCAAAAACUCUACAUACACAUGCUUGACAACAUACAUGAAACGGUAAAAGCGGAACUGACCACAGAUGACCCGUGUGAAACACAUCAUUUGAAUAAAUACUUUGAAUUACA
Balaenoptera acutorostrata (minke whale) is the source of this 3299-nucleotide messenger RNA. RefSeq names its product zinc finger protein 677-like. NCBI's taxonomy places the organism in Eukaryota, Metazoa, Chordata, Mammalia, Artiodactyla, Balaenopteridae. The transcript has 5 exons. The coding region runs from base 541 to 2022 and encodes 493 amino acids. The record is from RefSeq and is a predicted model, not a curated record. Gene Ontology annotation, biological process: regulation of DNA-templated transcription.